Thlaspi arvense is the source of this 1644-nucleotide messenger RNA. The record is from the annotation of a GenBank genome assembly. NCBI's taxonomy places the organism in Eukaryota, Viridiplantae, Streptophyta, Magnoliopsida, Brassicales, Brassicaceae.
AUGGAAGCUCUGUCUUCUCUCACAUUCAAGGGUUCUGUUACAGAAGCCAUAUUUGAAGCCAAAGGGCAGAAGAAGCUUUUUGUUGUCUACAUAUCUGGAGAGGAUGAAGAGUCGGAUAAGUUGAACAAAUUGACAUGGACUGAUGCAUCGGUAGUACAGGUUGCAGAGUCGCUGUCCAAGUAUUGCGUUUUACUGCAUAUCCAAGCAGGAAGUGUUGACGCCACAAACUUCUCCGCAAUAUGCAACAAUUUGAAAAGAAAAGAGAGAUCCUUACAUCAGUUGCUAGACCCAUAUUCAUCUGUUCCAUGUGUAGCUGCCAUUGGAUUCAGUGGAACACAAGUUUGGAAAAAUGAAGGAUUUAUUUCUGCUGAAGACCUUGCAUCCAGUUUAGAAAAGGCGUGGGUGGGACUUCAUAUACAGGAAACAACUGCAAGUAUCCUUUCAGCAGCACUUGCAUCACAAAACUCAGAGCAACCUGCUUCUAGUGCUUCCAAUGUUGUCUUGCCUUCUGAAGGCGGUUCUUUAGAUGCAGUGAUUGCAUCUCCAUCAACGGCCACUAGUGUUCAACCCUCAGAGAGAAAGUCAACGGUGACAUCUGCAUCAACAAAGGAAAACGAUGAUGACGCAGAUGCAGCUAAGGGCAAAGAAUUUGCUGAACCGAGUGAUCUGUGUGAUACUACUACCAAUAAUCAGCCAGAAUUCUCUCUUGAUGGAACUAAGGCCACUGUCGAACAUGGAGCAACAGAGACCCCUUCUUGUGUUCAGGCAGAAAAGGAGCCGAUUCGUCCUGUAGCCCCAAGACCAAAUGAUAGCACAUCCGCCGUUCGAUCUUCUACUGAUAGGAAAAGGAAACAAGAAACCGUGAUAAACAAAGCUGAUAGUGGUACAGGUGGGAGUGAAAGGGACAUUAGUCUAGUAAAAUCUGUAGGUACAAAAGAGACUGUGAAGCCUAUGGAUGAAGGAGAGGAUGGAAAAAGCUUGAGAAAAUCAUCUGAUGUUCAUUUGAACAUCCGAUUGCCUGAUGGUUCCAACCUUCAAGAGAAGUUUUCUGUAACAAGUACACUGAGGAUAGUGAAGGACUAUGUGAACAGUAACCAAACAAUCGGACUGGGUGCUUAUGAUCUAGCGGUUCCUUACCCUCGUAAGGUGUAUAGUGACCAAGAUCUCGAUAAGUCUCUAUCCGACUUGGGUUUGUUCGAAAGACAAGCACUUGUAGUGGUUCCACGUAAAAGAGCAACUGUUUAUCAAAGAGGAUCAUCUUACUCUGAGUCUAACAACAACAGAGACCCUGCAAGCCUUAACAGUGGCGGUUACUUUGCUUAUGUUAGAAGAGUACUGUCCUAUGCAAACCCAUUUUCAUAUUUUGGCGGCGCUACUGCUAACGCAUCAAGCUCGGGGCCAGAACCUCAAAGCGGAUCGAAUUCGGAGCUGAGAAACAAUCUGGCGCAAGAGAGUAGAGAUCCAUCAGAAGGUAGAAGCAACGUUCGGAACAGGAGACCAACCACAUCUCGGAUUGGAAGUAACAUCCAUACGCUGAAACACGAUGAAGAAGAUGCUCCGUUUGGUGAUGGAAACGCGUUCUGGAACGGAAACUCCACACAGUAUGGCGGUGGAAGCGGGGGAGACGGUAAUGAUAGGCGAUGA